Messenger RNA from Astyanax mexicanus (Mexican tetra), 2044 nucleotides. RefSeq names its product methyltransferase 16, N6-methyladenosin (gene mettl16). Gene Ontology annotation, cellular component: nucleus. Gene Ontology annotation, molecular function: 23S rRNA (adenine(1618)-N(6))-methyltransferase activity. The record is from RefSeq and is a predicted model, not a curated record. The transcript is spliced from 10 exons. Lineage: Eukaryota; Metazoa; Chordata; Actinopteri; Characiformes; Acestrorhamphidae. Bases 170 to 1783 code for a protein of 537 amino acids. Gene Ontology annotation, biological process: rRNA base methylation.
GUGCUCGGGGUGUGUCGUCACUCGCAGUGGACGGCGGCGCAGCUCUGUGACUGAACACAACGUUGGAGCAACGUGCGCUUCAGCAGCAGCAGCAGCAGCUCCUGCAGUCUGAACACAGAAUACACAGCUCCACACUGUUCACUAACAGCGCUACAAGAGAAUAAACGGAAUGGCGCUAAAUAAAUCAAUGCAUCCCCGAAACCGAUACAAGGACAAGCCUCCAAACUUCGCGUAUCUGGCCUCCAAAUAUCCUGAUUUCCAGAAGCAUGUUCAGACUAACCUGGUCGGCGGGGUGAUGUUGAACUUUAAGGACCCUGAGGCGGUCCGUGCUCUGACCUGCACUCUGCUGAAAGAGGAUUUUGGCCUGACGAUAGAGAUUCCUCUGGAGCGCCUCAUCCCCACCGUCCCACUGCGCCUCAACUACAUCCACUGGGUGGAGGACCUGACCGGGGGCCAGGGCAGCCCUCGCAGGGGCAUCGACAUCGGUACUGGUGCUUCCUGUAUCUAUCCCCUGCUGGGAGCAUCAAUGAAUGGUUGGUACUUUCUCGCCACAGAGGUGGAUGACAUCUGUUAUAAUUACGCCAAGAAGAACGUUGAACAGAACAACAUGGCAGACCUCAUUAAAGUGGUGAAGGUGCCCCAGAAGACCUUGCUGAUGGAUGCAUUAAAGGAGGAGUCUAUUGUCUAUGACUUCUGCAUGUGUAAUCCUCCUUUCUUCGCUAACCAAUUAGAGGCUAAGGGGGUGAACUCCCGGAACUCUAGGAGACCCCCGCCCAGCUCUAUUAACACGGGGGGAGUGACUGAGAUCAUGGCUGAAGGAGGUGAGCUGGAGUUUGUGAAAAGGAUCAUCCAUGACAGUCUGCAGCUGAAGAAGAGGCUCAGGUGGUACAGCUGCAUGCUGGGGAAGAAGUGCAGCCUGGCACCUUUGAAGGAGGAGCUGAGGAAACAAGGGGUCCCCAAAGUCACGCACACAGAGUUCUGUCAGGGGCGAACAAUGCGCUGGGCCUUGGCCUGGAGCUUCUACGAGGACGUGAGUGUACCGUCUCCCCCCUGUAAGAAGCGUAAGCUGGAGAAGACUCGGAAGCCGCUGUCCUUCACUGUUCCAGGACCCACUGCAGUUGAGCUACACAGCCAGAUCUCCAGCAUCAGCUCCACACCAACACAGACCCCCUCAGAGAGCAUCACUGUCUGGCUGGAGAAGAUCCUCACAGACCUGAAGGUGUUACACAAGCGUGUGCCCUGCAGCGAGAAUGAGCUGAGCCUCUUCCUCACAGCUGUGGAGAACACCUGGAUCCACGCCCGUCAGAAACGAAGGGAGCGCGGCCGUCAGCUACGCGAGGUGCCCAGAGCACAGCCCCAGACUGCCCCCAGCCUGACUCCCGACACAUCUUCAGACCCAGCUCCAGCUCCAGACCUGGUCUCGGACCCGGAACUGGCCACUGACACUGCUCCGGCAGGGACAGCAGAAGACAGCACUGAACCCUACAGCGAUGGAAAAGAAACUAAAGAACAGAAGGACACUGAGAGUGGUACAGAUAUAAUAAUGGAGGCAUCCAACAUAGAGGAGCCAAAACAGGAAUCCAGUUCCCCACAGGACCCUCCAAGCCCCAGCACAGCCCAUCACUUCCUCUUUAAAUGCCUGGUAAAUGUGAAAGCAGAAGAAACUGACGUUUCUGUGGAGAUGCACUGGGUGGAAGGGCAGAAUAAAGACCUGAUGAACCAGCUGUGCACAUGCCUGAAAAACACACUCUUUCGCCAGGUCACCAAACCCACAUCACCCUGAUGUAGUCCUCCAGUCACAUCCUCCCCUGUGCCGGCGGUAUGCAGUAGAAGAACUACUGCAUACUGACUCUAAAGAGAAGCCCACUCUCUGAGCUAUGAGCCAUACUUAAGUUUUGUAAGUGUGAUUAAGUGGCUGAGACAGCAGUUUUGAUUGAGUUUAUUAGUGAUUGAUUGGCUUUAUUACGUUUGUUAUAAAUGUUUUAAUUAUGUCUGUUGUUCAGCAUAUUUCUUUCAUUAAUAAUUAAACAUAAUUCAAAAUCUA